Xenia sp. Carnegie-2017 is the source of this 5296-nucleotide messenger RNA. RefSeq names its product receptor-type tyrosine-protein phosphatase delta-like. The record is from RefSeq and is a predicted model, not a curated record. Bases 515 to 4942 code for a protein of 1475 amino acids. Gene Ontology annotation, molecular function: carbohydrate binding; protein tyrosine phosphatase activity; protein binding. The transcript is spliced from 30 exons. Gene Ontology annotation, biological process: protein dephosphorylation. Lineage: Eukaryota; Metazoa; Cnidaria; Anthozoa; Malacalcyonacea; Xeniidae.
UGACCGUUUGACUUCACUUUAAAACAUCCGCUUUUACAAGAUAUAUGCAUGGCCAGGAAGCUUGUAUUUUCAUUUUUUUCAUGAUGACUUCGACAUUCUUUACUUCCGCGUAUGAGUCAGCGUUCUUGUAAAUGCAGAACAUCGUCUGACGGCCUAUUUUGGUUGAUACAUGUCCUGAAAGCUGAAAUACUACACGGCCAUGAAAUUCAAAGGAUUCUGGUUCUCGAUGCUGGUAUAUAAGUAAUAUAACUUCGCUUUUCUCUUACAAGGUAUUGCUGGAUUUUUCUUGAAACAUGUUGAAACAGGAAAGUGUAUUUAUGAUACAAAGAUAGUACAGUCAAGAUAUCCACUACCAACUGGGGGAGAAAGGACACUUCACUUCUUGGAGCUUUCCGACAACUGUCUUCAUCCAGCAUCUCAGUUCAAAUUUCUAAAUAAUGAUGCCGUAUUGAAGUUGAACGUAGCAGGUUGUCUUCAGGGAGUUUAUAAGGCAGGAAAUGGUUACUAUCUUGAUAUGCUAUAUAUCCACACUGAUACACACAACAUUAAUGACGUUGCUUGUGUCAACAACAAUGCUGUAACCCAAACCUCUUGGGGAGGUCUAGCAACGCGGUACGACCGCGCUGGAUAUCAAUUUCGAUGUUUAAGACCUCGUACUUCUAAAGAACUAAAAGACAUUCAAGGAGUUGAUCCUUAUUUGAAAAUGGCUAGUUGUAAAUUUACACCUAAAAAGCAAUUUCAUUUCGGUUCCGUGACUUGCGCUCGACAAAAAAUAAUGUACGCCAGCUGUCGUAAAAGACAAUAUAUGGUAGUAAAGACUGCAGAAUAUCGUGGAUUGAACCAAGGAAAUGUUUGUGGUUCAAGUUACUAUUACAACUGUAGUGUUGAUGUUACGUGUCGUCUAAAAAGACUUUGUGAUGGCAAACGAGAAUGUAAUGUAACUGUCGAUGAUAAUCUUUUCCCUUCAAAAAGUUGUCUUGGUUUGGACAAAUAUCUUUACUUUGAAUAUCAAUGUACCUCUACCAUGACGUCAUUCAAUGAAACUUGCAUUGAAGAUAUUCAGUUAUCACAGUCGACAUUACCCAGCGAAGGUUUUAUGAAACUUUUUACUAAAGAUGACAGGGAUUUCGCUGUCUGUAAAAGUUCCUUGGAAAAUGUCAAAGAUAAUGUUUGUCGUUUUCUUGGCUACCCUAAAGCCGAUCAAAUAAUGGGGAAGACUUCCCGUAGUUCAAUGUCUAAAGCUGGAGAAGUAAACUGCAGAGCUACUGUGGCACCUUCAUUUCUAUGUACGGUUACACCAAGUAGUGGCUGUUCCGAGUAUUCAAUUUUAAAAUGUCAUGUUUGUGAUGAUCCGCUCUUACAAAACACACAGAAGUUCCCGGACUCUUUGUUUGCUGCCUCGACCCAGGACCAUAGCGCAAAAGCUGCAAGAAUAUCCAGUGGCAGUUCGUGGUGUGCUCCUGCUGCUGAUGGCAAUCAUUAUCUUCAACUGAAUUUCCCAAGUCUUUAUACAGUUAACGCUAUCGCAAUCUUUGGAGACAGUUCAAGUUCAAGCUUUAUAACUGAAUAUCAUUUGCUUACAAACAUUGACGGUGUUAAUUGGAACUCUGAAAAAUACCAAAAGAUUAUACAACAAAAUUGGAAUGGUUACAAUGAUGUAGCUAUAGAGAAAUUUUCUCGUGGCAUUAAAGCUAAAAGCUUGCGAAUAGUUCCGGCGAAGUCUAUUGGUAAACCGUGUUUACGAAUUGAAGUUUGUGGGGGAGACAUGCUACCACACAAACCAACACAUCUUACUGUGAAUGAAGUUGCAUCAAGAUACCUCAAGAUAACCUGGAAAGAUCCCGAAAUCACUGGUAUGAAACUUGGCACAAAUAUCUUGAAUCCUCUGACCAAAGUUCGAUUAAUAGUGCUGAAGGAUACUGUCGUUAUUUUUAAAAAAACUUGGGAAGCAACUCUAAUUAAACCUUACAAAUUAGAGAAUCUCAUUCCUUACACAACGUAUGUGAUAAAUGUAACCGCUGGCAACUCUGAAGGUUUUGGUGGAUCAAUUAAAGCUAGUUUUACCACUGCUGAAGAUGUUCCCGAAGGUCUACCUUUAAAUGUUAACAUUUUCGCCAUCAACAGUUCAUCGUUAUCAGUCACGUGGAAGCCACCUGAUGUAAUCAAAAGAAACGGAAAGAUAGUCAGUUACACUGUUUGUAUUACGCAAUUGGAGAAUGAAACGUGUUCAACGAACUAUACCACCAAGGAACAGCAUUUUCAAAUAAUUAAUAAUGUGAAGCCAGAGACAAAAUAUUAUGUUCGCGUUUUAGCGUCUACGAUAGUGGGAUCUGGAAUUUACAGCAAUAGUACAUGGGCAUUUUCAAAUGGAGUGGCACCUGUACUGCCCACGACGCAGAUUGGAAAUACAUUGACUUAUUUUUUGCAAAAUCCAACUUUGGAAUAUCGAUAUUUCGUCGUAGUAGUGAUGGAAUAUGGCGAAGAAGAGAAUCGUUUCACUUCUAACUUCAAAAACACAGACUUAAUGACUUAUUCUGAGGCCAUUGCCGCCACGCAACCAACGCCGUAUAUUGCCGCCGUAAUGUCUCGCGGAAAUUUUAAGUCUGAGUUCACACUUGGGGAUAGCGGAAACACAAGUCUUGCAGGGACAAGAAGACGGCGUUCUAAUGGUAAAAUUUAUUAUAAUGGGCCGCUGAAGCCCGGCACUAACUACAGAAUAUUUCAACGCGUUUUCUUAAACGAUCAGGGGGAUUAUUAUUCUACGGACUGGAGUCCAGUGGUAGCAACUGCCCAAAAGCGGAAGUCAUCAGACGGCGGAAAUCCUGGAGCUAUUGCAGGUGCAGUUGUGGCUGCUGUUUUGGUCAUUGUUCUUAUCGUAUUGGUCAUUCUGUUUGUGAGAAGACGGCGUAAUGGAAGGAAACGUUCUGGGUCCGUUAAAAAAUCAAAUGUAGAAAAGGUCAGAAAUCACGGACCAUCUGUAAUGAAUCAAGUAUUUGUUGGAAGCCAUAACAUUGGAAAUAUCAACACUCCUGAUAACAUCAAUAGCCCGAUGAACAGACAGGAUGAAUCAGUUCUUCUCCUGAAUGAAGAGAAAGUUUACGAGAACAAUGCUGCUAUUACCGCCAAGGAUCGUCAACCAAUUCCCAUAGCAAUGUUCGAGAGACACGUGAGGAAACUGAAGCAUAACAACAUGAAGGAACUAAAGUUAGAGUUCGAGGAUUUACCAAAUGGUCAAAUGUCCAAUUGGGAUGUCGCGAAGAAACCUCACAAUACUUCAAAAAACCGAUAUGGAAACGCUGUCACAUACGACCAUUCUCGUGUGAUACUCUCCGGAGAUGAAAAAACUGACUAUAUUAAUGCUUCAUUUGUCGACAGCAAAACUGACAAUUAUUACAUCGCGACCCAAGGACCCAAACCCAAAACAGUCAACGACUUUUGGAGGAUGAUAUUCGAACACAAGUGUCCAACUAUUGUGAUGUUGACGACAUUAAAAGAAAUGGGAAAGGUGAAAUGUGAAAAGUAUUGGCCAGAUGAAUCCAAGAUAUACGGUACGAUCCAGGUGACCAUCACCAAGACUAAAGCUUUUGCUGAUUACGUCUUGAGGUCUGCAGUAGUGAGUAAGGAUGGUGAGCAUCACAAAGUUCAGCAGUUUCAUUACAUUUCAUGGCCGGACUAUGGCGUGCCUCGUCAUCCAACACAACUAUUGACAUUUAGGAAGCAUUUCAAAUCUUAUCACAAGACAAAAGCCGGUUUUGCCGUCAUCCAUUGUAGCGCUGGUGUUGGUCGUACUGGAGUAUUUAUUGCCAUAGAUAAAAUUCUCGAUGAUCUUGAUGAUGAAUAUGAAACAAAUAUUGAUGUAUUUGGCUUUGUGAAAGAGAUGAGAUCGCGGCGAAUAAACAUGGUGCAAACAGCGGAUCAGUACAUGUUUAUUUAUGACGCUAUUAUGGAGCAUAUCCAAUGUGGAGUGAAUGAAAUUGAGGCUAUGCAAAUCAAGGCCGAGAUCGUACAUCUAUCAAAACAGCUUGGGAAUGGAAGAACUGGAUUUGAAGAAAUAUUUAAACGUUUACAAUCAGUUACAACAGAACUACCUGAAGAAGUUUGUGAAGCUGCACUUUUGAAUGACAACAAGAAAAAAAAUCGCAAUCCUAAAAUAUAUCCAAGUGAAUCUAAUCGUCCACACCUUAGCCACCUGGAUCAAAUCGAGAAUUCCGACUACAUUAACGCGUGUUUUGUUGACGGUUACCUUGGCAAGAAUUAUUUUAUUGCCACCCAGACACCUUUAAAAGAAACCAUUAACGACUUUUGGAGGAUGGUUUGUCAAUAUAAGUCUUGCACCAUCGUUAUGCUGAAUCAACUCAACGAAAACAACCAGCAAUAUCCAAUGUUUUGGCCUACGCAACGAGCCAGAGCUCAAUCGUUUGGUAAAAGUACCGUCUUGUUGGAUUCAGUUGUAACAAAAGAUGACAUUACCGUGAGAAAGUUUAUUGUUUCGCCUACGAUGGACAUUAAAAAUGGUCGUAUGGUCCGCAUGAUUCACUACGUAUCGUGGCCGGAUCAUGACGUUCCUAAAGAUGUUCACAGUAUGGUGGAAAUUUUAUCUGAAGUUGAAGAUUCACAAAGAGCUGCUGAUGUAAAGGGACCUGUCAUUGUUGUGUGCAGUGAUGGAGCAGGUCGAUCUGGAACCUAUAUUGCUAUCUCAAAUCUUGUCGACCGAGUCAAAAUUGUCCAAGCGAUGGAUGCCUUCCAAUGUAUCAAGCUGAUCCGGAAUAGACGCCCGCAGUUCGUCGAAACGGCGGAUCAAUUCAAACUCUGCUACCAUGCAGUGAACUGCGUAUUGGAGUUGUUCGACGACUACUCAAAUUUCUCGAAAAUAGUUUUAACGAAGAGAGUCCAAGUCAAGAAUUGUUAUAUGUUUGUAGAUGUAGAUCGUCCAGGUUGGUAAAAUCCUGAAAAAGACUGUUGGUGUUGAUGUUGACUGACGUUUCGACAAAGUUGACUCUAAAGAUGACUGCCGCUAAGGUUAUCGAAACCUAAGUUAAAAUCAACAACCGUCCUUCUCACGACUCUACUAACCUGGACAAUCUACAUGUGUAAAGAUGUAGAGUCCAGGUUGUUAGGAAACCUGAUGAGAGUGAAUAAUUCUGAUUAGGAUUUAAAAACAAUUUGAAACAUAACAUAAAAUUAUUAAGUUUAGCAGUGACGUAGCAUGUUUGGUCGUGUUAUAUCAAUUUUUUUGUGUUCACUUACUGUAAAAACAAUAGAUUUCUAAAGAAAUGAAUAAUGUUAAUGGUCUAAA